AUGAAGACAGAAACAGUUAUCACAAACAAUAUUCCACAUUCCCAAUUACAAAUCUCUUUAGCGCGUAUCGAGGCUGCUCAACAAUUACUUUGUUUUGAUGAUGAAAACGCAUUUCCACAAGAAUCAAAGCUUGCUGAGUAUAUCAUCACUAGUCUCCCAACUCAUAUCCACGUCAUUUUGGACACAACAAAAUUGACAGAUGUGGAAAUCCGAAUGAUCAAAGAUCGAUUGACCAUUAUCAACACCUAUUUGACUGUAUUCCGUCCUAAUACACAAGUCAUGUACUCCAUAUACGAUGUCGCUGAUGAUUCUUAUAAUGAGAACAAAAAGUUCGACUUUUUGGAGGGACAACUAACUAACAAGAAAGAAAGUAAAUCCGGCUAUGUAGCGACUUUUAUCAGUAGUAUUUUCGAGCCAAAGAAACCGACUAUUUUGUCAUUCCCAAAUAAUACUGAAAUGGUCAUUCACUUCGCCUCAAAUUACCAAGUCAACAGAGAGAUGACACAAAGCCUUGGUAACUUCACAAGCGGAAUUAAAUACUUUUUGUUCAAUAAACACAAACAACAAAUGACAUCUUCCAUUGUAACUAUCCCGUAUACGUCUUGCUCAUAUUUGCGUAACGCUUUAACACCGUUUUUGAAUUCCAGAGCGGCUUUUAUGGAGGAUUCAAAACUCGCAAACAUGACUGGGGUGUUGUUCACACCCGUUCCAGGGACGUUUGAAAAUGUUAGAGACUUCAGAACACGUGUAGAUACAUUCCAGAAAGAGGGUGUCACUCUUAAAAUUGGUUCAUUGCUACACAGUGGGCAUAAGUUCAAAGUGUGGAAAGCCGAAAUGGAGAGAGUUGUAUUAGGCGAGAAGGGAGACGAGAGACACGAAGUCAGAAGUGUUGUUGUGAAGAUGUUUAAGAGACCAGA
Entamoeba invadens IP1 is the source of this 917-nucleotide messenger RNA. RefSeq lists its product as hypothetical. The annotation marks the transcript as partial. Lineage: Eukaryota; Evosea; Mastigamoebida; Endamoebidae. The record is from RefSeq and is a predicted model, not a curated record. The transcript has a single exon.